This is a messenger RNA of Vespula pensylvanica (western yellowjacket), 2588 nucleotides long. Its product is annotated as UDP-glucosyltransferase 2-like. The record is from RefSeq and is a predicted model, not a curated record. Gene Ontology annotation, molecular function: UDP-glycosyltransferase activity. Lineage: Eukaryota; Metazoa; Arthropoda; Insecta; Hymenoptera; Vespidae. The transcript is spliced from 5 exons. The coding region runs from base 857 to 2428 and encodes 523 amino acids.
CGUUGAGAAAUUCAACGACAUUAACACGAACGUCAGUUCUGUUAAUAAUACGUAAACGUAGUAUACAUUUUCAAAUAUUAUAUAAACGUACUGUAGCAAUAAAAGCAAGAGUCAACGUAUAUUCAAUAACGUUAGAGCAUGACUCAUGGAAAAACGAAGGUUUCUUUAUCCGUUAACAAUCGGCAAUCUUUCAGUUUGCAGUUGCAUCUUCUGCAAGGAGAUAGUCUAUAUCUCAAAAUUUUUUCUGAUGGUUGUGAAUACUCGGAUAUCGAAUCUAUUCUAUCGCGUGCUGCUUUUACAAACAAGAAAAAAACAAGAAAGGAAAAUAACGUGAAUAACAAUAUUUAUCUUUAAUUAUACCUUCAUUAUAAUGCAUCAUAGUGCAUCGAUAUUCACCAAUAUUUUCAACAAUAUAUCUUAAAGUGAAGAAACAGUAGAAAAUAUUUUAGUUCGUGUGAGAGGAGUUAAUGUCGAACAAUUAAAGAAACGAAAAAAAAAAAAGAAAAAGAAAAGAAAAGAAAACGAAAACAAAGUAAAAGGAAAGAAAAAAGAAAAAAAGGCACACAGUCAGCCAGUCAAUGCUGAUUUCUGAACUUUACGUCAUUUGCGAUUGGACGUCUUGAUAUGUAAGUAUAUAUAUAAAGCGAAAUGCAUGGUGAGUUUAAGUUAAAUAACAUCGAUUGGACGUAACGAGGGUAUUUGUAGAAAAAAAAAAAAAAAAAAGGGAGGAAAAAAUAGAGAAAGAAAGGAAAAGAACGGAAAAGACGAAUACAAGAAAAGAAAAGAAAAAAAGAGAGAGAGAGAGAGAGAGAGAAAGAGAGAAAGAGAAAAAGAGAAAAGGACGCGAAGAGGAAAAAUGAAGGUGUUACGGUACGUUAUUUUUUGGAUGGCUUUGUGUCUCACGUUCUCUCAAGGAUAUCGGAUACUAGGAGUUUUUGCGUUUCAAGGGAAAAGCCAUUUUAUCAUGUUCGAAGCUUUGAUGAAAAGUCUCGCUAAGAAGGGCCAUCAGAUCGACGCGAUCACUUCGUUUCAUUUGAAAAAACCAUUGGUUAAUAUCACCGAAUUGGUAGUAAUACCAUCGCAAAUGAAAUUGGUCAAUAACAUUUCCUAUGAUCAAAUGAGGUUAAUACUAACCGGACUUCCGGUACGAACAGUGGCAACCUUAGGUGGUAAUGAAGUUUGUGAAAAUUUGAGACUUCCGGAAAUUCAAAAAUUAAUACACGAACCAUCGAAGAAUCCACCGUAUGAUGUCAUUUUGAUGGAGAUUUUUGGUGCCAACUGUUUUGCAGUACUCGGACAUGUCCUCAACAUACCGAUUAUCGGAGUCAGUUCUUCUGCUCUCUAUCCAUGGCACAAUCAUUUAAUUGGAAAUCCCGAAAAUUUGGCUAUCCUUCCUAACAAUUUAUUAAAUUUCAUCAAUCAAAUGAACUUUUGGCAACGAACGUAUAACGUUCUAAACACUAUCUUCAACAAAAAGUAUUUCAAUCAUUUGACCGGAUAUCAAGACGAACAAAUAAAAAAGUACGUCGGUCCGAAUUUACCGAGUGUUCGAGAAUUAGAAAAGAGUAUUUCUUUGAUCCUGGUGAACUCAUAUUUCCCUCUGAAUGGAAUCCGACCGAUCACACAGGCUCAUAUCGAAGUAGGUGGAUUACAUGUUCAAGACGACAACUCGAAAUUACCACCAGAGCUGGAAAAAUGGUUAGACGAGAGCAAAGACGGUUUCAUCUAUUUCUCGUUCGGAUCGAUGAUCAAGAUAGAAUCUUUUCCAAUACACAUCCUUCAUAUAUUCUAUAAAUCUUUCGGAAAGAUAUCGCCAGUAAAGGUAUUAAUGAAGAUUCCAAAUCCUGAAGAAUUACCACCUGGUUUGCCAAAGAACGUUCGCAUUUCCCCGUGGUUACCGCAAUUGAAAAUUUUAAAACAUCGGAAUUUGAAGGCGUUUAUUACUCACGGUGGUCUUAUGGGGACACAGGAGGCCAUUUCUUGCGGCGUUCCAAUGAUCGGAAUACCUCUCUUCGCUGACCAAUUUAUAAAUAUCGAUAACUACGUAAAAAAGAAUAUCGCGGUGAAACUAGAUUACGAAAAUUUGUCGGAAGAUGAUAUGGAUGCUGCAUUGAACGCGAUCUUGUAUAAUUCCACUUACAGAGAGACGGCACGUUUGAUAGGACAGAAAUUUUUAGAUAGGCCGUUGAACCCUAUCGACACGGCUAAUUUUUGGAUCGAGUAUAUCGUGAAAUACGGAAAGGACGCUCUUCGUUCACCGGCCAUGGACUUGAAUUGGUGGCAAAUCGAACUUUUAGAUGUAUAUGCAUUCCUAUUGUUGGUUACUAUCGUUACCAUUUAUAUAACAACUCGUUUAAUUCUAAUGCUUCUGAACGUGUUUUCAUCAAACGCGAACGCUAAAGUUUCACGCGCGAAAAAGAUGAAAUAACAAUCUGUCUUACGGAUGAAACAAUUUCGUAAAGUCUUAAGGAUUUAAGAAUUUAUUUGAAUUUUUUUUUAAUAUCAAAACAAAUUCAAUUUUGAAAAGAAAUUUUCAUGAUCAAUUUAACUUCAUCUCCCGAUGUCAAUGUACGAAUUAAUUAUAUAGA